Molecule: messenger RNA, 1074 nt
Organism: Rotaria socialis
Lineage: Eukaryota; Metazoa; Rotifera; Eurotatoria; Philodinida; Philodinidae
Source: the annotation of a GenBank genome assembly
AUGUUGUUUGCUCAACGUUUUACUAGUAUAGCAGUAUCCCGUAGAUAUGCAUCAACAGUUGCUGAUCUCUAUAAGGGAUUAAUUAAUGGUGAUCGAGUUUGUUUGGCAAGAAGUAUUACAUUAGUAGAAUCGACUCAUAAAGAAAAACAGCAACAUGCAAAAGAAUUACUUGGCCAAGUUUUACAAGGACUUAAACAACGACAACAACAACAACCGCGUAAACCGAUUAGCUUCAGAAUAGGAUUAUCCGGUAGCCCUGGUGCUGGAAAAUCAACGUUUAUCGAUAUUUUUGGUCGGUAUUUACUAAAGCAAGGACAUAAAUUAGCUGUAUUAACAGUUGAUCCAUCAUCAUCCACUACUGGAGGCUCAAUUCUCGGUGAUAAAACAAGAAUGCUUGAAUUAUCACGUGAGCCCAAUGCUUACAUUCGCACAUCACCAACAUCUGGCACAUUGGGUGGUGUAACUCGGACAACAAAUGAUGCCAUUGUUCUUUGCGAAGCUGCCGGUUAUGAUGUUAUUCUAGUCGAAACUGUUGGUGUUGGUCAAUCUGAGUUUGCUGUUGUAGAUAUGGUAGAUAUGUUUUGUGUGUUAAUUCCACCGGGAUCAGGCGAUGAGUUACAAGGCAUGAAAAAGGGCAUUAUGGAAGUAGUUGAUUUAGUAAUAAUAACUAAAGCCGAUGGAGACUUACUGCCUGAAGUUCGCCGUUUACAAAGUGACUGGUCGAGUGCUCUACGAUUGAUGCGUCGUCGAUCUCGACAUUGGUCACCAAAAGUCUUAGCCGUUUCGUCGCGUAAAAGUACUGGUAUUGAUAAGGCUUACGAACAAAUGUUUGCUUUUGAAAAUGCAAUGGUUGAGUCUGGCGAAUUUAUGAAGAUACGUUCUAAUCAACUUCAAAAAUGGAUGUGGAACAAUGUCAAAGAUCGAAUACUUGAUCAAUUUUUAGCCGACGAAGAAAUACAAAGGUUAAUUCAAAGUUAUGAACAACGUGUUGUUCGAGGACUUAUAACACCGUUUGUAGCUGCUGAUGCGAUUUUGAAUAUUUUUGGUAAAGCGAAAGUGGACAAAAGUGCAUAG